UAGCGUCAAGAUUGGCACUUUAUCAACACUCUGUAAUUUAAAGGCGCCAUUUGAAGGAUUACUUUGCCAAUAUAGCCAUGCCACCGAAACGUGCCAAAAAAUCAGAGGAGCCCGCUAAGCAGGAUGAGCCGCCUGACGAGCUAGAUCCUUCGCAGCCUGUUCUCUCCAUAGAACACUGCCGAUCCUGACGAGUCUUUCGUCGGCGGGCGGAGGAGUUACACGCAGCUCUCCAGGGUCUCGGUCUCCCACAGCUUCAGCUACGCCUGAACCCAUCCGGAGCACCGCGUCGUGGAGCCUUCGAGCUGAACUUAUCCGCCGGUGGAAGCGAGGAUCAGGCGUUGCUUUGGUCAGGACUAAAGCGGGGUCCACCUCGUGCUCUCAAGUUUCCCAAUGCCGAGGAGAUGCUUAGUCGUAUUAAGGAGAUACUGGAAGGAAAAAAUAAUCAGAAGGAGGACAAGUCUAAAUCGGAUGUGAAGGAGACUUUGGAGGAGAAAAAGGAGACUUUGGAGAAGAAACCAAAACCAACACGCAAGUGCUCCACCAGAGCCUCUACAGAGGUCAAGGAAGACGACAAUGAAGCCCCUUCCAUUGGCCAGACACGUAAACGCUCCACCAGAUCCUCCACAGAAGUGAAAGAGGAGCCUCCAAAGGAUGAAGACACCGAGGCAGCUUCCACCAGCCAAAAAAGAAAGCGCUCCGCCAAAGCCUCCACUGAAGACGCCUCUGGCAAAAGCUCCAAACGUGCUAAAAAAUAGAAAUCUUCGCCAGCAAUAGAGCCUUAUGAAGUAUGAUCGGCAAAUCCUUUCCAGGAACCGACCAUAAUGAAUACAAUUGAUUGUUUGCCUUUGUCUGGAAGAAAUUUCUAUAUAAUGCUAUUCAUAAUAUAUAUAUAAAAAAAAAGUCAUUAUUGAAAAGUUUGUUAUUACAAAAUAUAUUAAAACA
This is a messenger RNA of Drosophila bipectinata, 942 nucleotides long. The record is from RefSeq and is a predicted model, not a curated record. NCBI's taxonomy places the organism in Eukaryota, Metazoa, Arthropoda, Insecta, Diptera, Drosophilidae.